This is a messenger RNA of Funneliformis geosporum, 360 nucleotides long. The record is from the annotation of a GenBank genome assembly. Lineage: Eukaryota; Fungi; Glomeromycota; Glomeromycetes; Glomerales; Glomeraceae.
AUGCGAAAUCAAAAUAAUGAAGAGUAUUUUACCUCACUGGUACAUAUAUUCAAUCCAAAAUCAGGUCAAUGGGAAAUACCUUCUAUUACUGGAAAAGAACCAGCGAGACGAAGAUUCAUACAAGCUGUUGCCGAUAAUUUUGGAAAUAUUUAUGUUUUUGGUGGACUUGCCGAUAAAUACGUAGGAAAUGAACUUAAUCAAUAUUUUAAUGAUAUGAUAAUUUUUAAUAAUAAUGGUUUGACGUGGUCUGAUAACCUCAUUGGAAAUGCUCCUUCAAAUCGAGCCAUUUAUACUGCAACAAUAUUACCAAACGAUGGGUUUGUACGAAAUCCCGAAGAUCAAAAUCCUGAAGGGUCAUAA